CAAUGACAGAAUACUGGAGGGAACACUCAAAAGAGGGCUCUGUCAAUGAAAUGAUGCUGGACACGGCAGCAGAAGAGCUUACAAAGGAGGAAGUUCCAGAGAUUCUCUCUUACCUGCCAGAUUGGACUGGUAAAACCGUAUUGGAGCUUGGUGCUGGUAUUGGUCGAUUCACUGCUGAACUGGCCAAGACUGCAGAAAAGGUUCUUGCAGUUGACUUCAUGGAAGAUUUCAUUGAGAUAAAUAAAACAACCAACAGUUGCUAUAGUAACAUUGAUUAUAUUGUUACUGAUGUCACUAAACUGGAGAUACCAGAAGAAAGUGUGGAUCUGAUCUUCUCCAACUGGCUGUUUAUGUACCUGGAAGACAUGGAAGCUCAAGAGCUGAUGAAAAAACAACUCUCAUGGCUGAAACCUGGAGGCCACAUUUUCAUGCGAGAGUCCUGCAAACAUCAGUCAGGCGAUAAAAACAGAGGUGCCAACCCAACCCAGUACAGAGACCCAGAGUUGUAUGAGGCGUUUUACUCUUCCAUUGCUCUUCCUUGUGAUGAGGAGAAUUUUUAUGGCUAUGAUCUUGUGUUUUCCAAGUCAGUGGAUACAUACAUUAAGGACUUUGUUGAGAUGCUUGAUUUAAAGGAAGGUCAAAGAGUCUUGGAUGUUGGUGGUGGCAUUGGGGGCAGUGCUUUCUACAUGGCCAAGACUUUUGGUGCAAAGGUGACCAUUGUGGAUCUGUCAUCCAACAUGAUUCAGAUUGGUAUGGAGAGGGCCCAGGAGGUGGGAUGUGGUCCAGAUCAGGUUGUGUUUGAGAGAACUGACGCCACAAAGAGAGACUACCCACCAGCAUCUUUUCGAU
Candidula unifasciata is the source of this 849-nucleotide messenger RNA. The record is from the annotation of a GenBank genome assembly. Lineage: Eukaryota; Metazoa; Mollusca; Gastropoda; Stylommatophora; Geomitridae.